AUGGAUAGUCUGGGCCAUUAUAGUGAGUCUGGUAUAAUAAUAUUAUUUAGGAAAUAAUUAUAGAAAAAACCAUUAAAUAACCAAAUAAUAUAAUGUGAAGCUAUAAGCUAAUAAAUUAAAAAUAUUGAGGAAAGCAAAAUAUCUUAUUUAUUUUUUUAUUCGAAAAGAUUUAAAUUGAUAAGAGAAUGCCUGAAUCCAAUUAUUGGACAAGGAAGCUCAGUUAUUCCUUUUUAUAUUGAAUAAAAAUCAAAAAAAUAAUAGUAAAUAUAAAUAGAUUUAAUUACUGAUAUUACUCAGUCUAAAAUUAAGUAAUCACCUUACUUAAAAUAAAAAUUUAAUUCAAAUACUGACUCGAUUAGAUUAGAAGAGAACAUAACUGAAAAAACAUAGUAUAUUGAUCCAAUAUUUCAAGAUAACCUAAUCAGACAAAACAAUUACUCAAAAGAAGUGAGGGGAAAAACUAUGAAGUACUUUGUUUAAUAAUUCCUCUAAAGAGAUAAAUAAGGUUAAACCAAAAGAUAUGUAGGCCAUUUUUAACAAUCAUAUUAUAAAAUAAGACUAAUAGACCUUCUGCUGGAUCUACAGAAAAGAAAUUUAAUUUUUGUAUUCAAAAAUAUAUAUAUAAUUAGUUUAGUUAAGCUUGCUCAGGUCUAUUUUAAUAGAAAUCUGUACUUUCUUUAAAUCAACCUUAUACUAAUUUUAAUCAGAAUAAAAUUUUAAACAAAAAAUAUUAAUUUUUUAUUGAAUAAAAAAUUAUUUUUAUUCAAUCAAUCAUCUUUCCGAAAAAUAAAUAAAAAAUAUCUAUUUUAGCUUUUGUUUAUCUUUUUUAUUAUGCUUAUAUCUAUUACAAUAAUUAAAUUUAUUCUUAAUUUAUUAUUCUUUUUAGGAUUAACUAAAAAUAACCUUAUUUUGAUAUCUUUACAUUAAUUAAAAUAAAUUUCAAAUAAAAUUAAUAAAAUAAACAUAAUUUUUAUUUUUAUUUAAUUUUUAGGAUUAUAUUUCUGA
Messenger RNA from Tetrahymena thermophila SB210, 1005 nucleotides. Its product is annotated as transmembrane protein, putative. The transcript is spliced from 2 exons. The record is from RefSeq and is a predicted model, not a curated record. NCBI's taxonomy places the organism in Eukaryota, Ciliophora, Oligohymenophorea, Hymenostomatida, Tetrahymenidae.